GCCGUGCGAGUAUUUAUACACUUCCUGAUUUAUCUGAUUAUAAUCUCACAAAUAUUAAAAUUCAAUUUUUACCUACUCUUACUACCUCACAUCUUCAACCUAUAGAUGCAGGAAUCAUUAAAUGCUUCAAGUUAAAAUAUCAAAAAAAAUAUAUUCAACAUAUCUUAGAUCAAUUUGAGAGGGGACUAGAUAUUCGAGAUUCUGA
Molecule: messenger RNA, 205 nt
Organism: Scutellospora calospora
Lineage: Eukaryota; Fungi; Glomeromycota; Glomeromycetes; Diversisporales; Gigasporaceae
Source: the annotation of a GenBank genome assembly